AUGGCACUGUGUUUCCUGGCACUGUGUCUCCUGGCACCGUGUCUCAUGGCACUGUGUUUCCUGGCACUGUGUCUUCUGGCACUGUGUCUCCUGGCACUGUGUCUCCUGGCACUGUGUCUCCUGGCACCGUGUCUCAUGGCACUGUGUUUCCUGGCACUGUCUCCUGGCACUGUGUCUCCUGGCACUGUGUCUCCCGGCACCGUGUCUCAUGGCACUGUGUCGCCCGGCACUGUGUCUCCAGGCACUGGGUCUCCUGGCACUGUGUCUCCCGGCACCGUGUCUCAUGGCACUGUGUCGCCCGGCACCGUGUCACAUGGCACUGUGUCUCCUGGCACUGUGUCUCCCGGCACCGUGUCUCAUGGCACUGUGUCGCCCGGCACUGUGUCUCCAGGCACUGGGUCUCCUGGCACUGUGUCUCCCGGCACCGUGUCUCAUGGCACCGUGUCUCCUGGCACUGUGUCUCCCGGCACCGUGUCUCCCGGCACUGUGUCUCCCGGCACUGUGUCUCCCGGCACCGUGUCUCAUGGCACUAUCUACGUUCAACAUUU
This is a messenger RNA of Procambarus clarkii (red swamp crayfish), 548 nucleotides long. Lineage: Eukaryota; Metazoa; Arthropoda; Malacostraca; Decapoda; Cambaridae. The record is from RefSeq and is a predicted model, not a curated record.